ACUAAACUACCGACCGGUCGCCAGCUUCUGGAAGACGAAAAUUCAAAAAACACUUUAACGGCGGCCAUCUCCGAAGAUGGCAACUAAACUGACACAAGGCGCUCACGCUAUCUCAACGCUGAUGGAACAGACUAAAAGGUUCGAUGCGAUGUCGGUGUAUCUCUCGAAGUCGGCGGAUCUCGCGACGAGUCAAGCUAACGAGAUUGCUACAUGGGUUUCGAAAUUGAUCGAUGCUGUGACCAAGAUCCAACGAGAGACCCAAAGCGCUGCUGCAGCGUGUCGAGAACGCGUACAAGUUGAAAUUCACACGCUCAAGACCCAGGCAGACUCAACCAAGCGAAAGAUACUAGAUACCACCGAAUUGGAUUCAUCACGGACUGUUAAGGCGAACUUCAGGUUGAUAUUCGGACCGCCAAGAGAGGCAGAGUACAAAAGCAGAAGCACUAAAUCUGUGAUGGCCACGAACCUCCUCAGGAUUGGUACUAUCCGUGGUUUGUGUGAAAGCCACCCUCAUGGUGUGAUCGCCCUGUCAACAAGUUACCCAACCAAAGUCUGGACUGAAUCUAGCUUGGAAGUUUUCGAUGGCCUCAUCAAGCUAGUGAAAGAAGAGGAAGAGCAGGAUUGGCCUGAGGACAUAGUCGACAUUAUGGACGAAUUGGAAAUGGAAAGACCAAUGUGUGAUGAGUUUAGGAAUCUUCGUGCAAAGAUCUCCCAGCGUAGGGAGCAACGCCGUCGGAGGAUGGAUGACUCCGACGGACCCGCACCAGAGAUUCAAGCAUCGCUAGUGCAGACUGGCGAAUUGACUACUCAGACUCCAUCUAUUCAAUAUGCCUCCGGGACAACUCAGUUGCCAAAUCUACACCAAAUGGCACUUCCCGCGCCAUCCUUAAAUAGUGAUCAAACGCAGGAUCGGAAUUACAGGCAAACUGUUAUCACUAAUAGUGAUGGCACCUUCGUUCACGAACAGCGGCAACAGCCACCACUUUGCGAGAGUCAUCACUCAUUACUGCGAUAUGAGCAACAGAGGCUGGCAGCAGUUGAUUCAUUACCACCAUUCGGGGAAAACAGGGAAAUGAAGGAUAUGUACACAAAUGCACCCGCUAGCGACAUAGUAAAAAUGCCCGAGCCAUUCAGAACAGCCGUCCAGAAUAGCCGGCUAUGGAACUGGGAAAGAAGCGAAAAUAUGGAGACGACAGGAUGCUGGCCAAGUUUAUUUCCGAAGGAUAACAGACAGGAUGUCUCCUUUACCAUCUGGUGUGGCAACGACGACGGAUACCGUCUAACCAAGUUCUUCGGGGGACAAAUAGAAAUCUCCUCCUAG
Messenger RNA from Mytilinidion resinicola, 1321 nucleotides. RefSeq lists its product as uncharacterized. Lineage: Eukaryota; Fungi; Ascomycota; Dothideomycetes; Mytilinidiales; Mytilinidiaceae. The transcript is spliced from 5 exons. Bases 77 to 1321 code for a protein of 414 amino acids. The record is from RefSeq and is a predicted model, not a curated record.